UGAAGGGAGGAUCAUGCACUAAAGAGACGGGGAGAUGAGGUGCAGUGGGUCAGAAGUCGUGUUUUGAUUUUUCUGCCUGAGAGUAUUGAGUCAACAUCUCGAGAGGUGUGCGGCGAAGAAGUGAUGCAGUGCACAGUUGGACGUACUGGAGGACCCUGAUGAGAUGGAUCGCUGAGAGACUGAGAGACCCAUUGGCUCACUUCUCCUAGGGCAUGCUUCUCGUGUCUAUGUCAGAGCACCGUCCUCCUCACACCAAUGACAUCAUCAGCCAGCUGCUGGACAUGCUUGACCAGUCUGCCGCUUGCUCAGAGCAGCCCAACGAUUUCAGUUGCUCAGAGGGUCUGGAGGACUGUGCUGUGGGAAACACCAUACAGAUCAGCAUGGGCUGUGAACCCCCAAGUCCCACAGACAGCCCCUACUGUCCACAGUACACAAACCUGGGGCUCCUAAACAGUAUGGACCAGCAGAUCCAGAAUGGGGGCUCCACGUCUACGAGCCCAUACAACAAUGAGCACGCUCAGAACAGCGUUACGACCGCCUCGCCCUACGCCCAGCCCAGCUCCACCUUCGACGCCCUCUCCCCAUCGCCCGCCAUCCCCUCCAACACCGACUACGCAGGCCCCCACACCUUCGACGUGUCCUUCCAGCAGUCCAGCACCGCCAAGUCCGCCACCUGGACGUACUCGACAGACCUGAAGAAACUGUAUUGUCAGAUUGCCAAAACUUGUCCAAUCCAAGUCAAGGUUCUGACCAACCCGCCCCAGGGGGCCGUCAUCAGGGCCAUGCCCGUCUACAAAAAGGCUGAGCAUGUCACUGAGGUAGUGAAACGCUGCCCCAACCACGAGCUCAGCCGCGAGUUCAACGAAGGCCAGAUAGCACCUCCUAGUCAUCUGAUCCGAGUGGAGGGAAACAGCCACGCCCAAUACGUUGAGGACUCGAUUACGGGCCGCCAAAGUGUGCUGGUGCCGUAUGAGCCCCCCCAGGUGGGCACAGAGUUCACCACCAUCCUCUACAACUUCAUGUGCAACUCCAGCUGUGUUGGAGGCAUGAACCGGCGCCCCAUCCUCAUCAUCGUUACCCUGGAAACCAGAGACGGUCAGGUCCUGGGACGGCGCUGUUUUGAGGCCCGGAUCUGUGCCUGUCCUGGCCGGGAUCGCAAGGCUGAUGAAGACGGCAUUCGCAAGCAGCACGUGACAGAUGGAACAAAGACCAAUGAUGGGUUUCGCCAGACGUCACAUGGGAUCCCGCUGUCCUCCAUCAAGAAGAGAAGGGCCACAGAUGAGGAGGUGUUCUGUCUGGCUAUUAAAGGUCGUGAGACCUAUGAAUUUCUGGUGAAGAUUAAAGAGUCUCUGGAACUGGUACAGUUUGUGCCUCAGCAUACCGUCGACUCAUACAGACAACAGCAACAGACGCUGCUACCAAAACCGAGCUCUGUGCCUUCCCAGCCCUCGUUCGGCUCCAGCUCACCCCCUCACGGCAAGGUGAACAAACUGCCGUCCGUCAGCCAGCUGAUGAACCCCCAGCAGCGCAAUUCCCUCACCCCCUCCAGCAUGGCUGGAGGCCUCACAGACUUGUCCAUGAUGGGCAGCCACAUUCCCAUGGGAACAGACAUGGGUGCUCUAAGCCCCACCCACACCCUGCAGCAGCAGUUACCCAUGGUGCCCUCCUCCCACUGCACGCCACCACCACCGUACCCUAUCGACAGCAGCAUCUCCAGUUUCCUUCUGAGGUUGGGCUGCUCCUCCUGUCUGGAUUACUUCACUGCCCAAGGCCUGUCCAACAUCUACCAGAUUGAGAACUACAACAUGGAGGACCUCUCCCGCCUCAAGAUCCCGGCGGAGUUCCAGCAUGUGAUAUGGAAGGGGAUCCUGGACCACAGGCAGGCCAUGGACUUCUCGUCCCCGUCGCACAUCCUGCGGGCCGCGGGCGGGCCCCCGGGCGUGGGCGUGGGCCCCUCGGAGGCCCGGGGUGAGCGCGUCAUCGACGCCGUGCGCUUCACCCUGCGCCAGACCAUCUCCUUCCCCCCGCGCGACGACUGGAGCGACUUCUCCUUCGACGUGGACUCCCGCCGCAACAAGCAGCAGCGAAUCAAGGAGGAGGGCGAGUGAGGAGGCCACGCCCCCUGCUCUUGCUCCUCCCACCCAAUCUAAAACUGUGACAUGUCCCUGUUUACUGCCACCUCCUUUGCGCUCCAUUCUCCAGUUUACUACAAAGAGACUCUGAAAAUACGCACUUAUUUGCUUCUUUUUAUGUACUUUCAUCAUGGUGCAACUUAUGGCAAGGCUUUACUUAUAUCAAGCUGGGUAAGAGGUAGAGGGUGCCUUUCAGCUCAUUGUCUGUUUCAGGAUGCUUUCGUAUUUAACCUAUGCUGCAGUAGAUGGAGCACUUAACAACUGCUAAACGAUUUGUUGUUGCUUUGAGCGGAUCCAGUGCCUGCCCCUUCUUGCGUGUAGUUCAGUUGCAAGAGGGUUUACUUUCCUUGGGUGUUGUAAUAUUGCAAAAGGUCAUAACUUUUUUUUUUUUUUAGAAGGAACUCAAAAUGCUGUUCAGCACCACCUCUAGCUUUGUACUGUUGUAUAAAUCUGAGCUUUUGUGUUAUGAUGAAAUUCUUCAACAUUAUUACCAGCCAAAAUAGUGUUAUUCAGUCUUUGAUAUUGAGGUGGUUUUCAGCUAAAAGUUAAAAAGUGUAAAAGUUACCAUGCAAAAGUAACUUUGCCGCAGCAAUGUGUUAUUACCAUGUGAAUUGAUACAAUUUUUUUAAUUUUGCCAUAUUGUGGAAUGUUCAUAGUAUUCAAUUUGUCUCAUUAAGUGAUACGGACGCCUGGCCAAUGGAACUUCCUGCCUGGUCCCCACAGGUUUCAAUUAUAUUACUGUUCAUGUUUUGUUCUAUUGAAAUACCACAUACAUUUUCCACCAGAUUACAGAAACCUCAGAUAAGAUUACCUUCCCCUCUUUGUGGAUAUUAGCACCUGCAUUCAGCCACACUUUAUGCAACCCUUUGUUGGUUAAAAAUGUGGCUUUUAAUGGAGGGGAAGUUACAUCAUCUGUCUUUCAGAUUUUCAGUCACGCAACAUGAUUCUCAGACCAGGAACCCUGGGUAUCCCAGUCUGAUGAUGAACUUUCUUGAAAAACGGUGAAUUUUGGGAACUUCAUUUUCUGUCUUGUCUGUCUAGAAUAUCUCAUUUGUGUAUACAUUUUUUUUUGUACAAAAUUGAGUUUGCUAUGGAGAGGGGUUUUCUAGUUUACUAGGCCAUUUCAAGAAGCAUUUGUUUGUCCUUGUGCAUUAUUUAGGACUGUGUAAAGCCAAGCAGUGUUCCAUUUUGUCUGUAACGUUUCAGAAUAGAAAUCCUAGUACUUAGGAUGUAUAUAUUUCUUCCUAUUCAAAGGUCAUGUAUUGGUCUGAAAUGUUGAAACUGGUCAUUUUGUAAUUUCACUUUUUGAUGGAAAAGACCAUCCAAUAUAACUGUCUAAAACUUUUUUUUUAAUUGUGUCAGAUUAAUUUCACUGCAUUAUUGUUUUGCUUAAUGAAUGGAAAUAGGAUGUAUAUGUUGCCACUGCCAGUUGGACAAAUGAGGAAAUACCAUUUUAAAGUGUACAAGGAGAACAGAAGUUUCAGAUCAUGCAUAUUGUUCUUACAUGAUACUGUAUGUAAUAUCAGUUUAUGCUACAGCAUUGAAAGUCCUCAAUUUCAAUUUAGGGUACUAGUAGCUUCAUAUGUAUAAUAUAUUUGGGCAGUAUUUUUUUUUAGCAAUGUCAGGUUCAGAAUGAUAGAGAAUUGCAUAUGUUUAUCAAGAGAUUCACAUCUGAAGAACAUACUAAACUUGUAAGGGUAUUACAAACAAAGUGGACAAAGAACAUGCUGUUGACUUUUUUAGAAUGGUGUCUAUAUUAACCAUAUCUGCUUCUGAAAGAGCGAGUCAAAACCCAUGAUGGCUCAAUAUGCCAGAGAUUCAUUUGAAAUACAUUUUUUUAUUCUUUAUUUUUGUUUUGUAUUUGUAUUUUCACAAAGGAGAUACUAUUUGUCAUUUUGUACAAUUUGUUGUAUAUAUGUUGCAAGUGAAAGAUGUAUAAACUUUUCUCCUUAUUUUGAUAUAUGCAAAAUUCAAAAAAAUAAAAAUAAAAGUGAAUUGUC
This is a messenger RNA of Anguilla rostrata (American eel), 4132 nucleotides long. RefSeq names its product tumor protein 63-like. The record is from RefSeq and is a predicted model, not a curated record. Gene Ontology annotation, biological process: apoptotic process; protein tetramerization; regulation of transcription by RNA polymerase II. Gene Ontology annotation, cellular component: nucleus. The transcript has 14 exons. The coding region runs from base 213 to 2108 and encodes 631 amino acids. NCBI's taxonomy places the organism in Eukaryota, Metazoa, Chordata, Actinopteri, Anguilliformes, Anguillidae. Gene Ontology annotation, molecular function: protein binding; RNA polymerase II cis-regulatory region sequence-specific DNA binding; DNA-binding transcription factor activity, RNA polymerase II-specific.